Penicillium roqueforti is the source of this 1161-nucleotide messenger RNA. RefSeq names its product TOR signaling pathway phosphatase SitA (gene sitA). The record is from RefSeq and is a predicted model, not a curated record. Gene Ontology annotation, biological process: peptidyl-serine dephosphorylation; G1/S transition of mitotic cell cycle. The coding region runs from base 1 to 1161 and encodes 386 amino acids. The transcript is spliced from 4 exons. Gene Ontology annotation, cellular component: cytoplasm. Lineage: Eukaryota; Fungi; Ascomycota; Eurotiomycetes; Eurotiales; Aspergillaceae. Gene Ontology annotation, molecular function: protein serine/threonine phosphatase activity.
AUGCCUGAGAGCAAGAUUCCUCAACCGGGUCCUGCCAAACUGAAGCGCAAUGCGGGCCCUGACGAGUGGCUGGAGGCAGCGAAGGAUUGCAAGUAUCUAUCGGAGCCACAUAUGAAGCAACUGUGUGAGAUUGUCAAAGAAUACAUGAUGGAGGAAUCAAAUAUCCAACCAGUAUCGACACCUGUCACAGUCUGUGGUGACAUUCACGGCCAAUUUUACGAUCUCCUGGAACUCUUUCGAGUUUCUGGAGGCAUGCCUGAUGGUACAGAACUCGAUCCGCCGAAGACAUCCCCCUCCGUGAUUACCUCGGCCGAUAUCGAACCUCCCUCAAGCAUCUCAGAUCCUAAAAUUCGCAAGAAGCUUCGCGGCUCCAACAUGAACUCCAACGACGAGGAAGAUUCGAGUUCACGGAGCCGAUCGGCCAGCGGUACAUCUGCAGAUCUCCAGCUUAACCGCAACUUUGUAUUUCUAGGCGACUACGUGGACCGUGGAUACUUCAGUCUUGAGACAUUAACGCUCUUACUCUGUCUCAAAGCGAAAUACCCCGAUCGAGUCACACUGGUUCGUGGUAAUCACGAGUCGCGCCAAAUUACUCAGGUAUACGGUUUCUACGAAGAAUGCUUCCAAAAAUACGGCAGUGCUUCAGUAUGGAAGGCAUGCUGCCAGGUUUUCGAUUUCAUGACAUUGGGGGCUAUUAUUGAUGGCAAGGUGUUGUGUGUUCACGGUGGCCUGAGCCCUGAAAUUCGCACAUUGGAUCAAGUCCGCGUGGUAGCCCGUGCACAGGAGAUCCCUCACGAAGGUGCCUUCUGUGAUCUCGUGUGGUCUGAUCCAGACGAUGUGGAGACGUGGGCUGUCAGUCCUCGGGGAGCAGGAUGGUUAUUCGGAGACAGAGUGGCCGAUGAGUUCUGCCAUGUCAAUGAUCUCUCGCUGAUCGCACGCGCUCAUCAGCUAGUGAACGAGGGCUAUAAAUACCACUUUAACAACCAAAAUGUUGUCACCGUGUGGAGUGCGCCGAAUUACUGCUACCGAUGCGGAAACCUGGCCUCGGUCUGUGAAAUCGGAGAGGAUCUCAAACCCACCUUCAAGCUGUUUAGUGCAGUCAGCGAUGACCAGCGGCAUGUUCCAGUCUCGCGGCCAGGGCGCAGCGAGUACUUUUUGUAA